UGGUUCGGCCCUGAUCCUCUUCCAUGUCUUCGCGGGCGCGUUCUGCGCGCAGCGCUCAGCGGUCCGGGACGGGCACCCGCCACGAUGCAUGCUCGAGCCGCUUCGGCAGCGGAGCCGCCCCCGCGCCCACAGCGAGCGCCCCGGGACCUGCGAUGGCCUUGAGCUGCCGGCCGAGGGCGGGAUCGACGCGAGCCCGCGGCCCAG
Prorocentrum cordatum is the source of this 204-nucleotide messenger RNA. The record is from the annotation of a GenBank genome assembly. NCBI's taxonomy places the organism in Eukaryota, Dinophyceae, Prorocentrales, Prorocentraceae.